This is a messenger RNA of Aspergillus calidoustus, 891 nucleotides long. Lineage: Eukaryota; Fungi; Ascomycota; Eurotiomycetes; Eurotiales; Aspergillaceae. The record is from the annotation of a GenBank genome assembly.
AUGGAGGGAGAAGACAACUAUUCUGAUAUCCUAUUCAACCUUAAUCGUUGCUCUUUGGUUGACUUUAAUGGUUCCGAGUAUGCCUCAUAUCGGACCGCUAGUGACAUGGAAAGAUAUCUCGCUAUUGAUAAUUAUUAUCUUCAUCACGCUCACGAAGCUGAUCCCACCGCACAAACCCGUCCAUCACUCCACAUCGAGACUCAGGGGAUUCACACAAUCUUCCGUAUCGACUCCACGGGAGUCCUACAGCAGUUUACAGGCACAUCUCUAGAGACCUGCCGGCCGGUAAAGAUCGAAGAAUGCAGCCUUUCCAUCGCGUCCGGAGGCAGGCUGGCAGGCCUUCAAACCGACGACUCCACGUUUGUCCUUAUCUUCGAAAACAGCGCUGGCCACCUUGAAAGCGUCCGGCUUCAACAGGGCAGGCUCAAUCGUCUUUCAACCUUUCCUGUCGACAGGGAACCCGACAGUGCUUUCAUCGCCGUGAACGAAACAUAUGACACGUUCAAAGUCUAUUAUCAGCACAGAGACAAGCAUAUUCAUUGUUUGGUGGCCGAUACUGGGAGCGGCCGUUGGAAUGCUGACACUUCCCUGACCAACUCUCAUCUGGACUCGACCGCAUUCAAUCUAUUAUUCAUUUCCUACGGAAACGGCAAUUUUGCCGUAUAUGUGCCCGAUAUCGCUUCUGACAACGUCAGGCACCCGGAUAUGAUGAAACGACUGGUCGAAAUUGGUCCAAAUGGGGAGCGGAUCGAACGGGAGCGACCGUGUAUCAGAGUGUUGCCAUGGGACGAAAACUCGGGCAGCAGGGUGAUGACAAUGCCAAUCUCAUUCAACCCGACUUUGAAGCCAAGACAGUCAGGGGUAACGGGUACGACAGUCAGGCCAACCUAG